AAUUUGAGUGAAAAAUCAGUUUUAUUGACUAUCAUGUGAAGAUCAGGUGGGAGUUAAAAUGAAAAGGCGGGAUAACAAAAGAUUUUGCAAUAUCAAAUGGCGCCAGGGGUCAUUUCCAGCAGUCAGCCCUCAACAAGUCACUUAUCAUAUUGGACAGCUGGCGUUUUGGCUACAAUACAAGAGGAAAUUAUAACCACAUGUAGUCUGAAAACAAACGAGAGAGUUGUUGAGCUGCUUCCCUGGUUCUCUUCUUGAUUCUAAGAGCUUGGUAAAGACCUUCUCUCUUCUAUUUUCCCUUCCACUGAAGCUGUCUGCGGCAGGAUAACAUCCUUGGUUUUGGGGCUCAAGUUUCUCCUUUAGUGCCACACUACAAAGAGUUGACCAGUUGUUUGAAGUCCAUUAAAGGGAGGGAUGUGGCAAUCUGUAAAAGGGAGUAGGAGGGGGCGAGGUGGACACUCAAGAGCAGAAUCUUCUGCACGUAGCUGGAAAGAUGCACAAGGAUUGCCUCCAAGAAGGAAUCUACAUGACGAGGAGGCCACAUUUUCUUGUGAAUCAACUCAAGCUACAGCAGCUGCCACAUUUUCAAAUGAAUCGACUCAAGCUGUAGUAGCUGAACCUGUACUGGAGUCCAUGGAUGUAGCACAAGGUGGGGAGGGGAAUAUUAGUACAGAUUUAGUUCCACCCAUUAAGAAACGAGGCCGAGGGCCUGCACGGGGUACACAAUUUGACCGCCUCCGAAAGGUGGGUAAGAUUCCAUUGGUUAUAAAGGAUGGUCAUAGAGGUCCAUCGUGCGAGCAUGCCUCAAUCUUUACGGGUCGAGUGACUUGGAUCGUUAAAGUAUAUGCCGACAUGAGGCAUGCAAGUUGGAGUUGUGUACCUGAGGAGGAGAAGCAAGAGCUAAUUGAUCGUGUUAGGGCGGACUUUGUAUUGGACUGGACAAAAGACAACCAUAAAGAAAUGGUGAUAACGUAUCUUUCCGAUAAGUACAAUCACUAUCACUAUGAAUUGCACAAAGUAUAUUUAAAAUAUGCUUCGCAUGAGGAUGCCCUACGUGGUGGGACAGAAAUGGUGGACAAAGCAGUUUGGCAAUCACAAUGUGAAAGGUGGGCUAGCGGAACAUUCAAGGAGAAGUCCCGAAGAAACAGUACGAAUCGUUCAAAACUGAAGGUGAAACAUACAGGCGGAAGGAAAUCCUUUGUUAGGAUUUUGGAAGAGAAGCGGGAGACGACACCAAAUAUGGUCGCUUUUUAUAAAGAAACACAUUGGUCGAGGCUGAAGGGGAAAUUUAUCAACGCAACAACUGAAAACAAUUAUAAUCUAAUGGUGGAGAAAUUGAACGAAAAAGACCCUGAGGAGGACGUUGAUGAAGCGGCUGCAGCUGUUUUCAAAGAUGUUUUAGGAUUUAGAUCUGGGUACGCCCAGGGGAUGGGGCACAUGGUCAUUCCCGACCCCUCUCCCUCAAUGAAGAAGAGCAAGGCAUUUGUGCAUCUGGCUGAAGAGAAUGAACGAAACAAGACUUGUGCAGAAAUGUACAAGAGUAAACUAGACCAAAUAAUGAGUGAUAUGGCCGGAUUGAGGAGAGAAUUUUCUGAGUGUGAGAAAGGGAUGAACUUCAGGAUGUCUGAGUUGGAAGGAAAUACUGAGUCUCAUAGAGAGACUCAGCAAGAUGCUUAGGCAUCUGUUGAAUUUGGGUACAACAGAAUUUUUUGUGGGCAUUUUUUGUGGAUUGUAUCAAUCCAAAGGCACUAGCAGUUUGUAGGGGGAAAUAUUUUGAUGGGGCUUAGUGGAAAUAUUUUGUGGUAGGGUAUGUUAGAACAAGUGGCAGAGAAGAUAUGU
Molecule: messenger RNA, 1836 nt
Organism: Juglans microcarpa x Juglans regia
Lineage: Eukaryota; Viridiplantae; Streptophyta; Magnoliopsida; Fagales; Juglandaceae
Exons: 7
Coding region: 412-1674 (420 amino acids)
Source: RefSeq, a predicted model, not a curated record